Molecule: messenger RNA, 1432 nt
Organism: Mus musculus (house mouse)
Lineage: Eukaryota; Metazoa; Chordata; Mammalia; Rodentia; Muridae
Gene: Aadacl4fm5
Product: AADACL4 family member 5
Exons: 4
Coding region: 57-1238 (393 amino acids)
Molecular function (GO): hydrolase activity
Source: RefSeq, marked validated
UUCUGAAGUAAGUUCCCCAGGACAGCAACUCCUUGGGGCUCUGGAGCACCUGGAUCAUGUCUGUUCUGUGGCUGGUGCUUCUAGCAGGAGUAUCCACAUUCUUCCUGGGGGUCUUUGUAUGGGCCAUCAUACAACACUUUCUCACUGUUGAAAUUCCAUCUACCCUGAAGCAUCCAGCCAAAUUAAGGUUUUUGCAUUGCAUGCUCCUGUACCUGAUAACUCUGGGAAACAUACUAGAGAAACUGAGAAUUUGUUCCAUACCCAGGUUUUUACAAUUUGUCCAAGAUCUAAUCCUGAUAAGGAAGAACUCUAAUGUGGCGGUGACUGACAUGCAUUUUGGGACAGUUCCUGUGAGGCUGUUCAAGCCCAAAGAAGCGUCUUCCAAAUACAGGCGAGAUACUUACCAUGGCCUGGGCAGCUUCCUGGCCCAUGAGACAGACUCAUUGGUGCUGUUGGUGGGGUACCGAAAGCUUCCUGACUACCAUCACCCUGUCCCUUUCAAGGAUUGCCUGAAUGCUACUAUCUACUUCCUGAAGAACCUGGAAAUUUUGGGGGUAGAUCCCUCCCGGGUGGUACUCUGUGGAGACAGUCUUGGAGGUUGGGCUGUGGCCACGGUCACCCAGGUCUUAACAAGCAUGCCAAAUCUACCUCGAAUCCAGACUCAAGUCUUGAUUUACCCAAUUCUGCACUUCAUCAAUUUUCAGUUACCAUCAUAUCAGCAAAACAAAAAUGUGCCAUUUCUUACCAGAGACAUGUUGCUUAUGUGUGUUUGUAAAUACCUGGCCAUUGAUCUCUCUUGGACAGAUGCCAUGUCUACAGGUGCAGUUAUACCUCUGGACAAGUGGAAGAAGUACAGGAAAUGGCUCAGUUAUGAUAACAUCCCCAGAAGGUUCUGGAGACAAGACACACAACCUGAGGUUCUUGGACCUUUCAAUGAGGCUGCUUAUCUAGAAACCAAACAUGUUUGGAAUGCAGAAAUUUCACCUCUCCUAGCAGAUGACAAGAUCAUUGCUCAGCUUCCUAAGACAUUCCUGGUGAGCUGUGAACAUGAUGUUCUCCGAGAUGAUGCCUUGCUCUACAAGAGGCGCUUGGAAGACCAGGGGAUCCCUGUGAGCUGGUACCAUGCGGAGGAUGGCUUUCAUGCAUGCAUCAAUUUGUUUGAUAAGCAGCCUUUCUCUUUCCCCUGCUCCAUGAAAGUUACAAAUGCUGUUGCCCGUUACAUAAAAGACAUGUGCUAGUAAAUGUUGGGUUUCAGUGGAGUGAGUCAAGGAAUACCUAUGCAUGUACUCAGUCCUUUGCUCAGGUAUGUAUUUUAGCAAGAGGACUGAAGACAUCCAUGACGCAUGUUGGAAUUAGAUGUGGAAGCAGAGAACUCUGCUCAAUAAGUCAAAUUUGUGUUCUCUCUUAUACCACAAAUACAGUGUGUUCCAUC